Molecule: messenger RNA, 1929 nt
Organism: Exaiptasia diaphana
Lineage: Eukaryota; Metazoa; Cnidaria; Anthozoa; Actiniaria; Aiptasiidae
Product: rabenosyn-5
Exons: 8
Coding region: 81-1544 (487 amino acids)
Molecular function (GO): metal ion binding
Source: RefSeq, a predicted model, not a curated record
GGCUGCAAAAUGGAGAAAAUGUACCUGGAUUUCAAUUCAUUUCUUGUCGCGUUUCCCUUAGUCGUUUACCGCACUGUUCAAUGGAGGAUGAAAGCAUCAAAGAGGGCUUUAUAUGCCCUAUGUGUAUGAAAGAAUUCAAUGUACCAGCUCAUCUUACAAAGCAUUUUGAAGACGCUCAUUCUGAAGACAAGGAUGCUCUACGACAAAUCCGCGGAAUGUUUGAUAAAGCAAAGCGCAAAAUUCUCAAGAAACCAGAAACAGAAGAGUAUAGUAAUACARCUGGUUUGAACUAUGAUGAAAGCGAUGGAGGACCUGGAAUAGCUCGRGGGCUUGACCCUUUCUUGUGGGAUUAUUUAGAAUUUGGAGCACACAGAAGUCACUUUCGACAGUUCAAGGAAAGAAGGGAUGCUGAGAUUGACAGAUGUGUUGUUGAAACUAAYAAAAUCUUAAUCAGACUUGAAAAGUUACUAAGAUCUGGAGUCCAUGUACCAGAGUCUCCAUUGCGUGGUGUUGUAAACAGAAAAUCCAAAGAAAAGAGUUUAGUUCCUUGGAUAGCAGAUAGCGAGGUCAAAUUUUGUCCAAUUUGCAAGAAGCAAUUUAACUUAGCAAGAAGAAGGCACCACUGUCGUCUGUGUGGAGGAAUAAUGUGUGCCAAAUGCUCUGAUUACAUCACAGUAUCUUUUGCAGUAACAAUUCUAAAAUUAGACAAGGCAAAUGACAUUCCACAAGGUAAACGAAGGUCACGUGACGAUUCAGACGAAGCUGGCAUCAGGUCUUGUCAAACGUGUGCUGAUCUACUCUACAGGCAUGAAAGACAAGAGAAAGAAAAACAAAGCAAACCRGCCAUUGUUCAGCUGUAUCACAAGAUGAAAGAAUGCAUGGCUGAAGCCGAGAAGCUGGCUCCUAUGUACAUCAAAAUGGCCGAGUCUCUAAAUCUUGGUGAUAUACAGUAUGAUUUAACUGAAGCAUCGGCGAUAAGAACCAAGCUGAUUAAAAGAUACGAGACGGUCGAUUUAAUAAGCAAGAAGAUUGGAGCACUGGGUAAGGACGACGAAAAUCCACCGAGUUCUCAGUUCUUGAAGCUACAAAGAGGCAUGCGUGUCUUYGCUGUGGGCUACUUACAGGAAAAUAUGUUCACACUACCAAAUCUACCAGAUAGAGACAAAGUUUUGAAGUUACAAAAAGAAAGAGCCGAAUAUCUAGCUGCUAAAGCUGCUGAAGAAAAAGCUGAACGGGAAAGAGCAAUGAAAAAGAGACUAGAAUCAUCAAAAUUACAAACUUUGUCWCCAGAAACCCGGCAUGCAUCUGUUGACACUCAAAACAGUCAGCUGAUUGGCUCWGAUUCAGCUGUCGCUGGAGGCUGGGGACCAGUAGCGGUUAAUCAAUCUGACUCGUCCACAGACCCCAUGAUCGAGCAGAUACAGAUUAUUAAAAAUUAUAUAAAACAAGCAAAACAAGAGAAUCGAAUGGAAGAGGUACAAACACUAGAAAGGAAUUUGUUAGAGCUACAAAGCGAAUAUAUGAAAAGUCAACGCAGGUAUUAGGUUCGUAGGACGUCCAAUUUCACAUGUAACCGGCGAUGAAAUUUGCUCUCAUUAGCAUUGAAUUAUUCUACACAUGUGAGAUUUAGCGUACGAACGAGUCUUUGUUACUGUGGCUGGUCCAGGUAAGAUAGUUCCAUGUAUAUUUUGUAGUUACUUUUACUGAAACAAUCAGUUAUAAUCCUAAAAAAACGGAUUAUCUAAGUUCAGUGUAAACUACGAGAUAUUUCAUUUCAAAUAUCAAUACUCUUUCUAAAGUCUUAAACUUUACUCCAUUUUUUUUAGAUAUAAUGUUGUUGUUUUUUUUAUGGGAAUCAAAACAAAUAUAGGGUUACAAUGUUARAAAUUACAAAUAGUAAAAUAAAUAAAUGAUUUCGUACGAAUGGAA